CAUAACUGUGUACAGCCCACUCUCUGCUUCCCCUACAUAGUCAUGGUCUCCACUCGAUCUUCCACCUCCACCUUGGUCACAAAAGAUGAGAAUCGUAUAGUGGCUGUGGUUACAGGAGCUAACAGUGGAUACGGUUUAGGAAUAUGUCAAAUGCUACUCCGUUGUUUAUCUCUUCCACCUGGUGAACCUCUCCCAGAAUCUGCUCCUCAACUCUCAGCCAUGCCCCCUUUUUUGAGACAUCUUUACCCCGGUAAAGAGUCGAAACUUCAACCCGGUCCUCCACCCACCUUGACAUUGGUCAUUGUAUGUCGCAAGUCCGUCGAUGCGGAAGCCACCAAAAAAACUGUAUUGGCGGAGCACUAUAAAGAUUUGGAGAAACGCAAGAGGAAGGGAAAGCCCGUGAGGGAAGGAUGGAGGGAUGGUCUGAAAAUACAAUUGGAAACAUGUGAAUUUUCUUUGAUGGGAGGGAAGAAUGGAAUUUUACAACUUUGUCAAAGGUUGAAUCGAACCCUCCCUCAUAUCACAUCAUUAUUCUUGAACGCAGGAAUGGCAGCGUUUGCCGGUGUCGACUAUUUCCAUGCUUUUCGUCAGAUAUGGAGGGACGGAUUAGCUUAUGCUUUUUCUCAUCCGGAAUUCAUGGUGGAAAUACCUGGACUAUGUACUGAUGAUGGUAGAGGGAUGGUAUGGAGUGUGAAUACUUUAGCUCCUUAUACAAUGACAACUGAACUCAUGCCCUUAUUACGACGCUCUCCUUCUUCACUCCCUUUCUCACCUCGUGUCAUGUAUACAUCAUCAGGUACUGCAACAUUCCAACACCUCCCCUCCAAUCCAUUGGACGAUUAUCAGCUCAUCGAAUAUCCUCGUUCAUACAGUCCGAGUAAAUAUAUGUGCGAUUUGAUUUUCUGUCAAUUGGACAAGACUUACGGCAAUGAAAUUGAUACAGGGAGGGAAGUCAGAUGUUUUGUAGCAGAUCCUGGAGCAAUGACCACUGGAAUCACGAGAGGAGGUUUUGGACCUUUUAUGUUGCUUCAAGAGAUUUUGUUCGGCCUUACCUGGUUGGCAUUUUAUUUGGCUCGUCUAGGUGGUUCACCAUGGCAUUCCAUGUAUCCUACAGAAGGCGUCCGACCAUUACUAUACGCAGCUUUCGUAGACCCUCUUUAUCUCCCUUCGGCAAAUAAAAUCCCAUCACCCAAAUUCCUCAUACAUGCUUCCCGAUGGGGUCAUACGACGGUGGAUUUUUCAGAAGUGGAUUCAUGGGUUGAAACUGAAGAGAUCGGUAUUGGUCUCAUGGAACGUUGUGAGCAGAUACGUUUGGAAUGGAGACGACGAGAGGGAAUAGAAUGACAAGUUUUGAAAAAUUCUUUAUUCUCAUUUCUCUCAUUCAACAAAUACAAACAAGGUAGAGAACGCGGAACGUGAUUCAUUCAUGGGUUUAAAUAACGGAUUUGAGAGGUUCACUUGGAUAUUUAUGACAAUUGAGAUUUUGGGAUAUAGUUUCAUCAUACCAAAAUUUCGAUGGAUGGUGGUUGAAUCAUCACAUGCAUCGCUAUUGCAUAG
Tremella mesenterica DSM 1558 is the source of this 1557-nucleotide messenger RNA. RefSeq lists its product as uncharacterized. The record is from RefSeq and is a predicted model, not a curated record. Lineage: Eukaryota; Fungi; Basidiomycota; Tremellomycetes; Tremellales; Tremellaceae. The transcript is spliced from 6 exons. The coding region runs from base 43 to 1344 and encodes 433 amino acids. Gene Ontology annotation, cellular component: endoplasmic reticulum membrane; lipid droplet; mitochondrial outer membrane. Gene Ontology annotation, molecular function: 3-beta-hydroxysteroid 3-dehydrogenase (NADP+) activity.